AUGUCUCCGAUUGAUUCCGUACAUUGGGUUGAUAUCAGGUGUGACAUCAGGGAUGUGUGGCUCACAAUCAUCGUUGAAAUUACUCUGGAGAUCGUUGAUGAACUUUCGGUUGUUUCUUGUGAUUUUCCUGGCUUUGCACUUGGUAACGUUGUUGCUGCCGUUGCGAGUGAUAUUGGUAAAGCCGAAGUUUUUAAACUAGUUGUUAUAGUUGUCAUCGUGAUAGUCUUUGUAGAUACCACCACCGUCACUGCUGUCGAUGCCACUGCCACUGUCGUUGUGACCACCACAGCAUUCGUUGUCACCACAACCGUCGGCAUCGCCACUGCAGCCGUCGUCGUCUUCCGCAUGAUGGUGCUUGACUUCGAUGAUUGGAAUGCUAAAUUCAAUGACUCCGUUCCUUCCGAUAUUUGUACACGUCCCGUCGAAGUGAUCUCCUCAGAUGAUUCUGUGCACUGUUUGGGUAGUAUUUGA
Echinostoma caproni is the source of this 471-nucleotide messenger RNA. Lineage: Eukaryota; Metazoa; Platyhelminthes; Trematoda; Plagiorchiida; Echinostomatidae. The record is from the annotation of a GenBank genome assembly.